AACUAUUUCUUCACUGCCUGAGUUUUGCCUGACCUGAAUUUGACACAUCAGGCCUGAGCUGUUUGCCUACCUACCACAAAGAGACCAAAACGGUAACUCUGAUGUGUGUCUGACGGCUUGCUGGCAAACCCGACAGUAGCAUAGCCGUCAUGUCGGUCGCAACAUUCUCCGCCGUGCGGCUCGACGUUAAAGCCGGGUUGCGGUACCGCUCCUCGCUCCCAGCCUCUUCCUUUACCCCAAAACCCGCAUCCAUACGUCCACGUGUUCCCGCAUCGGUCAGCCACGUCAGCAGCUGUCGGUCAAUGAGGAGGGUCGGAGUCGUUGCGAUGGCUUCGCCACGAGGACAGGGGUCGGGGUCGAGCCUGGAAGACGCGGCGCGGCAACUGGUGGACGAUUUUGUCCGUAGUGGCAUGGUGGUGGGGGUGGGGUCGGGCUUUGGCUCCUCCCUUGCUGUCACCCACCUCAUUAGCAAGAUUCAGAGCGGAUCAUUGAGAGAUAUCAUUGCUGUCCCCACCACGGCAGCAGCAGCAGCAGAGCUCGCUCAAGCAGGGGUCACGAUGUCAACUCUCGAGGCACAUCCCAAGCUCAAUUUCGCCUUCACAGAUGCAGAUGUGGUGCAGGAGGGCACUCUCUUCUCUGUCAUCGGCCGCCGCAUCCCAACCAAACGAGGCUCUGUUCUCAAAGAGAAGGCCGUGGCUCGGGCAGCUGAAACUUUCGCUGUGAUUGUGCCCGAGAAGCACUUUGAGGAGGGCCUGAUCGAUGGGGAGGUGCCUGUUGAAAUCGAGCAGGAGAACUGGCUGGACAUAGCCGAGGAGAUUGACGAUCUGUUCCUGGGCGAUGCAGAGGUGUGGCGGAGGCCCACCAGCGGCACAGCAGGGCCGUUGGGCGGGGAGUUCCCUUUGGUGACGGAGAACGGGCACUUUGUGCUGGACGUCAUCUUCACCACUCCCAUUGCCGACUUGAGGGAUGUUGCGCGCCAGAUUGAGUCGGUGCCAGGAGUCGCAGCACAUGGCAUCCUCCUCGACGAAGCAUAUGCUGCAUCCGUGGCAACAGCCGAUGGAGUGAAGAUCCGGACAUCAAUAUUUAAGGGUUCCUUUUCACCUUCCCCUUGAAGGACACAUUGAUAUUAGAGAGACAAUUAGUGUUAGCAUAGUAAUAUAUAUCUUAGCCGAAAUAUGUUAGCAGGUAAUCUCUACACUUCGUGAGCAUCUACGAGCUUGGAAAGCGUGAAGGAACUUCCGUUGUCAUACCACAUGAAGGAACACCAAUAUUUCUCUGGGGCCGUAUUCCAGACCUCGUGUACGACACCAGCAUGCUCAAAGAACAAUCUAU
This is a messenger RNA of Closterium sp. NIES-67, 1332 nucleotides long. The record is from the annotation of a GenBank genome assembly. Lineage: Eukaryota; Viridiplantae; Streptophyta; Zygnematophyceae; Desmidiales; Closteriaceae.